AUGCCACAUGUCAAGGUGCCACAAAAUGUUAAGGUGUCACAGCAUGUCAAGGUGCCACAUGUCAAGGUGCCGCAACAUGUCAAGGUGCCACAAAAUGUUAAGGUGCCACAACAUGUCAAGGUGCCGCAACAUGUCAAGGUGCCGCAACAUGUCAAGGUCCCACAUGUCAAGGUGCCACAACAUGUCAAGGUGCCACAUGUCAAGGUGCCGCAACAUGUCAAGGUGCCACAAAAUGUUAAGGUGUCACAGCAUGUCAAGGCGCCACAUGUCAAGGUGCCACAUCAUGUCAAGGUGCCACGGAAUGUCAAGGUGCCACAGCAUGUCAAGGUGCCACAACAUGUCAAGGUGCCACAGAAUGUCAAGGUGCCACAUGUUAAGGUGCCACAACAUGUCAAGGUGCCACAUGUUAAGGUGCCACAACAUGUCAAGGUGCCACAACAACUUGGGUUCUCAGUGGCAUUCAGCUGCCUGUCCAGGAUUUAG
Messenger RNA from Penaeus indicus, 483 nucleotides. RefSeq lists its product as uncharacterized. The transcript has 2 exons. The coding region runs from base 1 to 483 and encodes 160 amino acids. Lineage: Eukaryota; Metazoa; Arthropoda; Malacostraca; Decapoda; Penaeidae. The record is from RefSeq and is a predicted model, not a curated record.